Molecule: messenger RNA, 1820 nt
Organism: Quercus robur (English oak)
Lineage: Eukaryota; Viridiplantae; Streptophyta; Magnoliopsida; Fagales; Fagaceae
Product: cytochrome P450 CYP82D47-like
Exons: 2
Coding region: 101-1675 (524 amino acids)
Biological process (GO): defense response to other organism
Molecular function (GO): oxidoreductase activity, acting on paired donors, with incorporation or reduction of molecular oxygen; monooxygenase activity; iron ion binding
Source: RefSeq, a predicted model, not a curated record
AGCUACCAAUUGACAUUCUUUCAUUUGGUUUUCUCUUUUCUCGGUUCUCACCCUUAGAACCCACCAAAUUCGAAGUAAAAAGCUCCUAAGAUUGAGGGAGAUGAUGGAAAUUAUUUCUCAUCUACUUGCAAUUUCGGGAGUCUUAGUAUUGGUGUCACUUUUAUACAACCUUAGGAGGGUUAGAAUUGUUAGUAACAAAAAUAAUGGUAUCUUACCCCCAGAACCAUCAGGUGCCUUACCAAUCAUAGGUCACAUCCAUAAAUUUCUUGGCAAAAUCCCAAUGUUCCGAACCAUGGCAGCCAUGGCUGACAAACAUGGUCCAACCUUCAUGUUCCGAUUCGGCAUGAAACGUGCACUUGUGAUUAGCAAUCAUGAGGCAGUCGAGGAGUGUUUCACUACAAACGACAAGGCUUUCGCAUCUCGUCCAAUGUCCAGCCAUGGAAAGUACCUUGUUUACAACUAUGCAGCAUUUGGGUUUGCACCAUAUGGAACAUAUUGGCGAGAGAUGAGAAAGCUAGUCAUGAUUGAACUCCUCUCUAGUCGCCACCUAGAGACUCUUAAAAGCAUGAGAGUCUCUGAGGUUGACACUUUGGUUAAAGAUUUGUACUCUCUUUGCAAAAGCAACAAGCACAACAACAACCAAGCUAAGGUGGUUAUUAGUGACUGGAUUGGACGCCUAAGCUUGAAUAUAAUCACCAAAGUGAUUGCAGGGAAGAGAUAUUUUGGUAAUGAUGGAACUGAUGAAGAGGCACAACAUAUAGGGAAAAUUAUUAAAGAUUUUAUGUAUGCAGCUGGGGUCCCAGUAAUUUCGGAUUUAAUUCCAUUUCUAAAAUGGAUUGAUCUGUUUGGGCAAGUGAAAUUCAUGAAGCGUGUUGCAAAGGAAUUUGAUUCUCUAGUAGGAAGUUGGGUUGAUGAACAUACUACGAGAAGGGUCAAUGGUGACGAGCCAAGUGACAAGUUGGACUUCAUUGAUGUGAUGCUAUCUAAGAUUGAAGAGAACUCUAUGUUUGGCCACACGCGUGAAACCAUCGUCAAGGCAACAGCAACGAUGCUCAUCUUAGGUGGGUCAGACACUACAUCUAUUAACUUGACUUGGCUUCUGUCUUUAUUAUUAAACAACCAACAUGCUUUAAAGCAUGCCCAAGAAGAGCUCGAUCUCAAAGUAGGAAGAGAAAGAUGGGUGGAAGAGCAUGAUAUAAAUGACCUUGUUUACCUCCAAGCCAUAAUCAAGGAAUCCCUGCGCUUAUACCCACCAGUCCCUCUGUCUGUCCCACAUGAGGCAAUGGAAGAUUGUCAUGUAUGUGACUACUACAUUCCAAAAGGUACUCAUUUGUUUGUAAAUGUGUGGAAGUUGCAUCGAGACCCAAGAGUUUGGGAGAACCCUGAAGAGUUUUUGCCAGAGAGGUUCCUCACAAGCCAUGCAAAUGUAGAUGCCUCAGGUCGACAUUUUGAGUUCAUACCAUUUGGUUCUGGGAGACGAUCUUGCCCUGGUUCAAAAUUUGCCUUUCAAGUGUCACACUUGACACUAGCUCGCUUGCUUCAAGGAUUUGAGUUUCAAACACCAUUGAAUAUGCCAGUGGACAUGACUGAAGGCCUAAGCAUUAACUUGCCCAGAGCAACUCCUCUUGAAGUUCUCCUCACUCCACGCCUUUCCUCCAAACUCUAUCAAAUCUAGACAAAUAUACAAACAAUGCUUGCCCAAAGUAUCUGUAGUGUGCACCUUAUUUUGAAAUUAGUUUGCCUUAACAUCUUUCUAUUUUUCUUGUUUGCAAUAAAUAAAUUGGGUUUGCUUCAUGAAAUGCUAUAAAUUUUGAAGUUCA